AAAAUGUUGCCAUCUAGUGGAGAAUGUUCGGUGAAUUUUUUUUAUCAUUUUAUUUUCUGAUCGCAUUCUUUAGCUUCUAUCUUUUUUUUUCAUUCAUGUAUUUCAGUUGAACUAAAUGUGAUUCCCCAACUCUAAAACUUUUUCUGUAAUAAAACUACACUACGCAUGCGCACAACCGUUUGGGGAAAUCACGUGACCACGUUUUACUGAGCAUGCGCGAAGCUUUCCUGAUUCUUCAGACUUAGCCACAGGAAAUGUAGUUUUUAUUUGCCUUUAAACAUUAAAAUACGUUCCAAACGAAGAAAUGAGUUUGCAGCAGAGAGCCAGAGACCUGGUGAGAAUGUAUGAUCAUAUUUUGGAGCAGCAGAUCGUGGGACGGGGCUACAGCUUGGCGUGUAAAGAUGAAAAACUGUGGAAGCAGGUGGAAGAUCAUCUAAAGGACGUGGACGCCCAGGAGGUGCACUGUCUUGGUCUGGAUACGCUUAGAGAGAUGGAGGAGUCGUUGAAGGCAGCUGCGGCUUCAGCGCCACCAGGAUCCUACAGCAGGAGAGUCAGAACCAGGGGAGGACUUCGAGGUCUGGCUAGAGCUUUUGAAGUCAUGGAGCAAGCAGCUCUAAACCUGUACCUGGGUCCCUGGAGAAAAGAGUACAGUGUCAUCAAGAUGUACUCUGGAACAUUCACCCACUAUAUCUCAUCGGUGCUAUCCAUGCCUCAAAUCGAGAGCCUCUUUGGGCUGUUGGGAUACCAGCACAACUCGUUUCGGCCUGAAGAGCUUUGUCUCCGGGAGUCUAAAGUCAGACCCGCUUCUCUGGACGACCUCCUGCGUUUGUCUUGUGCCUUUUUUGUAGCCCGCUGUGAGUGCCAACUUCUCCUGUCAGCUCUGGGGAAUCAUGUCGGUGACGCUCAGUGGGAGCUGCACAUGGUGUGGGAGAGGCAGAGAGGAAACAGCCUGCAGGUUGCCUUUGAAAACGUCAAGAAGCAGCUUGACGUCAGCGAGCCUCUGAUGGAGCUGCCUGAAGGAGAAGUUGAUCUGUACAGAGGUGAACACGUUAACGAGGAGCCAGAAGAAGGUGUUGAUGAAGAGAAUCCCCACUCCGUAAUCAGGGCAGUUCAAGGCAAUAAAACCUCUCCCGCUGGCCAAAGGCGCAGCAACGGAGCGAGUUUUACGUCCUCGUCACCUGAGUCGGACACUCGUAAAAGUUUUUCAGCAAACAAGAGCAAAAGCAAGCGUUCAUCUGAGGAGUUGAAGUCUGAUCAGUUAGACUCGCUGCAGAUACACGUGUCCGGGUUCGGCAAGGCUGAGCCUGACGUUAACCGUCACUGCAGCUGCCUCAGUCGUCCUCCUCUAAUUCUUAAACACUGCUUUGAUUGCAACGCCUUGCAUGAUGUCACCUGUUGCUUCCUUGGAGAUUGCACUAUGAAAGGCCACAAAGUGCAGUUUGCUGAUGAGCUGCCGGAGAAAAAAGAGAUGUCGCCACUGAGUGGGAACGGCACCAACGAUCCGACCUGCAGCAACGCUGCCGGGACCCCAGACGUGUGCGAUGAUGCUAAAUCAGCAGCCCUCGAGCCAAUCAGCUACCACGUCUGCUGUGACUUGAGGGUCGCCAACCCGGACCCUCGGAUCCUGUGUCACAAAUGUCGUGCCUUCCACUCCUCUAAAUGUGUGGAGGGAAAAUUGUGUGGUGUAAAUCAUAAGGUCAGUGAGCUGGGACGCUGCUCCUGUGGGAAACGUUGUGCCAGAAAGCCUUUAGUUCUGUGCCGCUACUGUGGAAGGGAGUAUUGUAGCGCCUGCUGGUACAGACGGCCUCUUUCUUGCAUCUGUGGCCAAACAUUCGACCAAGAAUCUUCAGUUUGAUGUUACUGAAAUGUUUUGCACUACUGAGGCACAUUUAGUAGAAUCACCGUGCCUUAAAUCUGCUCACCUAAGGUCAAUCAGUUUGCCGUUGCCUUGUACAGCAGUGUUAUUACUGCUUUUGUUUCUCUUUCACUUUACCUUGUUCUAUAAGCGGCCAUAAUCAGCAUUGUGAGGGUGUGUGUUGAAAUACUUGUGAGCUGUUCUCCUGGGUCACUUCACUGCAACUUGUUGCAAAGCACAACUUAAUUCUUUUUAUCUGUUCGUCGUUUGCACAGUUUGGAGUAAAAAAGGUUAUCUCAAA
Austrofundulus limnaeus is the source of this 2156-nucleotide messenger RNA. It is a transcript of the gene spata2l, whose product is annotated as spermatogenesis associated 2-like. Lineage: Eukaryota; Metazoa; Chordata; Actinopteri; Cyprinodontiformes; Rivulidae. Gene Ontology annotation, cellular component: cytoplasm. The transcript has 4 exons. The record is from RefSeq and is a predicted model, not a curated record. Bases 305 to 1855 code for a protein of 516 amino acids.